This is a messenger RNA of Nilaparvata lugens (brown planthopper), 3144 nucleotides long. Its product is annotated as glycine-rich cell wall structural protein 1.8-like. The record is from RefSeq and is a predicted model, not a curated record. NCBI's taxonomy places the organism in Eukaryota, Metazoa, Arthropoda, Insecta, Hemiptera, Delphacidae. The transcript is spliced from 5 exons. Bases 416 to 1237 code for a protein of 273 amino acids.
AAUAAAUUAUUGGAACCUUUUUCGCGCGGGCAGGGAGGAAAGGAAACUAGCAAUUCGUGUAAGUAAUAGGAUGCCGAAAUUGGGUAAUUGAAAUUGGCCCUAGAGUGGUGGUGGAACUUUUGGGUGUUGUGGGACACACCCUCCGAUGAUCAUCAGCUGUUCGAUUGAUGGAUUGAUGAUCACAUGCAUAAUCUGCGGCAAUUCGAUCGCUGUAUCCAAUUGAGCUGUAAGCCAGGACGCCGCGAGUCGCUCUACCUUGAAGCUGGUGGCAUUUCUCGGUCAUUAUCUACGAUUGAAAAGAGUUGACUCAUCCUUAAGGAUAGUCAGUAAUUUGUUAAACAUCAACUAGACUAGACUGUUCAUUGCUCUUUUCUCAUUCGCUAUUUUGUGUUGAAGUGAGCAUAAAGUGUAAGCCAUGGUGGCAAUUAAUAAAGGAGGCCAAACGAGCAGUUCGAAUAGGACUUUCCAUCUGAGCAGUAUUGGACUUGCUAUACAGGCGUUCUACAUCAACUUGACCAUCGACCAGGUCAACGGGAGCGAACAGUUUCAUAUAAAGCCGAUUGGUCCGCCGAUCUACAGCCCCUCCUACCAGGGUGGCAACUUUGUGGACGCCGGUGACAUUGGCAAGUUUGCUUUUGACACCCUGUCGCAUUUCGUUGACAAGGGUGGCAACACUGGAGGAUUCAACCAGCAGAGCGGCUACCAUGAUGGACUCAACAAGAUGAACAAUGGAUAUGACGUCGGGCGAACUUAUGGAGGUGCCUACAACUACGGACGAGGGGGCAAAAUAGGAGGGCAGUUUGGCCAACAGACCGGUCGCAACAAGGGACAUGUGGCCUCUGGAUUCGCCACUUCCUACAGGAAAGAUGAACGCGGAGACAAUUCGGCGUACUACGACGACGGAAUGGGUAGUGGCGGGCAAGUCAUAUAUGCUGCUCACGAUUCCAGAUUCCGUGAUGGAGGUGAUGAUGGAUACAGGGGAGGAUACCAUGACUCCACAUUGUUCAAGAAAGCGAAAGGAAAUCAAGGGCAAUACGGCCAUGGAGUCAAUUACUAUGGAAAAGGGCAUCAUGGAGGCCUGGGUGGUUAUGGACAGGGUUAUGGCUAUGGCAGCAAUUACUAUAAUAAAGGUGGCAAAUUUCUAGGCGCUGUUAAGCCAGCAUUUGGUUAUGGACCUUUGAUCAAGAGUUCGGGAGCCUAUGUUGUUCCAAUGCCUUCAAAACUGUACUAUGACUAAAUUUCGGGUAUAUCAUUCCUGAAAUCUCUAGUCACUCAGCUUCAUUGAUUUCAUGGGACUUCUACUCACAAUUCUUGUGUAAUGAUUGACAUUGAUCAAAAAUCUUCGUCUCUGGAAAAAAAUCCAUUUUCCAGUCUAGGUACUCUUUAGGAUUUAUAUUCCUAAUUUAAGUAUAUUUACCUACUUCAAUACUCUUGACCUUGAACUUUUGUAGUCUGUGACUACUUCUCCAGUAGUAAACUAAUUAAAUAUCUGGUUCAUCUUUAUCAAUAAUGUACUUGGAAAAUGUCUAAAUGAAUUUCAAUACCCCUGUUGGGAAUCGGAUAUUGGCCUCCAUAUUCUGUCUGUAUACAGAAUGAAUAAAAAGUAUCUAGAUACACAUUGAAAACCUGAUUCAACACGUGAGUUUAGUUUUCUUAGAUUGUUAAUCUUUCACAAUUUCAGUCAUGAACAAUUAUUUAAGUAUGCGAUGUAAUUAGAAUUAUUAUAAAAUGUAAGCCUACCUUGAUGUUUAAUUAGUGUUUAUAUUUAUAUGUUAUCAAUAUUGACUAAGGCCUUUGUAAUUGUUGCUUUUAACAACUGUUUUUUCCUCCUAAUAGAAAUAUUGAUGUAUCUUCAGUUCUAUAUUUGACUAUUAAUUUAUUGUAGCUUAUAUUUAUUUAUUGAUGAUCUAUAUUUAUUUAUUUUUUAGGAUUAUAUUAUUGAUCCUUGAAACACGAAGAAAAUGUAUGCGAUUUCUAGUUAUUUAUCUACUUAUGGAAUGAAAAGUAUUAAAAUGAAUUAACAUCUAAUAUUAUAUUUUAAUUUAGCUCGACUAUAGAGAAGAUAACACUCUGCUAAGCAUUUCUUGAUAUUUUUUAUAAUCAGUUUAAAAGAUUGAUCGAGUAAGUUAUAAUUUAUUCUGAGUUUUUAAUAAAUGGAUAAAUUUAUUGUGAAGUGGUGAAAUGUGGUAAGCAAUUGAAAAAUGAUCAGACUGUACAGUAUUUUUUCAAUAAACUUUGAAACAAUAGAAUUAAAAUUUUCUUUUUCUCUAAUGGAUUCUGUAGGUCUUUUGUGUGCUUUUGAGCUUUUUUCUGCAAUAAUAAUGAUUUAUUCCAUGAUUUAAAAACACAAUUCAUCAAAACGAUUCGCGAAGGACCAACAAGCACAGCCCAAAACUGUUCCUUCCACGAAUUUUAUUUAAUUCAUAAAGUAAGUCAAAAAAGUGUGUUAUGUUUCAUUAUGAUUAUAGUAAUUAAAACCGUAUACUUACAAUUAUUAUAAUGAUUGCAUUAUUUUAUGAAUAUUUUUUGUAUUAUUCAUCUGUGACCACAGAAUACAACCAUGUAUUGUGCUGUGACUGCAUGCAAAACAAGAGACACACGCCGUACAUUCAAGCCUCCCGCCAUUCGCUUUUUGAUCUAAUAGGCACUGAAAAUUUUAUAUAAAGUUUUAAAAGUUUUAUAUUUCAAGUUAGUGAUGGAUGAAAACAAAUUUAUGAACGAGGAUUUUAUAUCUUUUUUUGGUUUUAUUGAAAUCAACUUAUACUGUAGAGAAAUUUUAAAUUUCAAUUCCUGUGUAGAUAAUGAGUAAUCUAGACACAGAAUAGGUAUCUAGACAGCAGUGACAACUUGACAACAACGGAUCAAAAAACAACAAACAUAUUUUGGUAUCGGAGGAUAAAUAAUGUUUAAUGUCUUAAUUUAGGUUUUAAAUUGAAUUUGUGCUAAGAAAAAUCUCAUAUUAUGGGAGAUUUAAAAGAUAAAAGUAUUCAUUUGACUGCUGAAAAACUAGCUGAGGAAAUAAAAGGGAUGAAAGUCUACAAGGAUUUCUAUAAAGAUUUACAGGUUAGUGAAGAAUUUUGAAAUUUUUGAAAUGUAUUAUUUUUUAUUAUACUGGUCCUGUUUCAAUUUAUUAUUAAAUUUAAG